This is a messenger RNA of Odobenus rosmarus divergens (Pacific walrus), 1600 nucleotides long. RefSeq names its product clusterin associated protein 1 (gene IFT38). Gene Ontology annotation, biological process: cilium assembly. Gene Ontology annotation, cellular component: intraciliary transport particle B; centrosome; cilium. The transcript has 12 exons. The record is from RefSeq and is a predicted model, not a curated record. Lineage: Eukaryota; Metazoa; Chordata; Mammalia; Carnivora; Odobenidae. The coding region runs from base 67 to 1305 and encodes 412 amino acids.
AUAGAGACCCAUGAGCGCUGAGGGGCGAGCGGCCCAGACGCCGGGCUGCAGGGGACCAAGAGCACGAUGUCUUUCCGCGACCUCCGCAAUUUUACAGAGAUGAUGAGAGCCUUGGGAUACCCUCGCCAUAUCUCUAUGGAAAACUUCCGCACACCAAAUUUUGGACUUGUGUCUGAAGUGCUGCUUUGGCUUGUGAAACGAUAUGAACCCCAGACCGACAUCCCUUCCGAUGUUGAGACUGAACAAGACCGAGUUUUCUUCAUUAAGGCAAUUGCCCAGUUCCUGGCCACCAAGGCACAUAUAAAACUCAAUACUAAGAAGCUUUAUCAGGCAGAUGGGUAUGCAGUGAAAGAGCUUUUGAAGAUCACCUCUGUCCUUUAUAAUGCCAUGAAGACCAAAGGGAUGGAGGGCUCUAAGAUAGGAGAGGAGGACAUCAGCAAAUUCAAGUUUGAUCUUGGCUCAAAGAUUGCAGAUUUGAAAGCAGCCAGGCAACUUGCUUCUGAAAUCACCUCCAAAGGAGCAUCUCUGUAUGACCUGCUGGGCAAGGAGGUAGAGUUGAGGGAACUGAGAACAGAAGCAAUUGCCAGACCUCUGGAAAUAAACGAGACUGAAAAAGUGAUGAGAAUUGCAAUAAAAGAUAUUUUGGCGCAGGUGCAGAAGACUAAAGAUAUGCUCAAUAAUGUGGCCUCUGAUGAAGCUAAUUUAGAAGCCAAAAUCGAGAAGAGGAAAUUAGAACUGGAACGAAAUCGGAAGCGGCUUCAGACUCUGCAGAGUGUCAGGCCAGCCUUUAUGGAUGAAUAUGAGAAGAUCGAGGAGGAGUUGCAAAAGCAGUAUGACGUUUAUCUAGAGAAAUUUCGAAAUCUGGCUUAUCUGGAACAGCAGCUCGAGGACCAUCAUAGGAUGGAGCAAGAGAGGUUUGAGGAAGCUGAAAACACUCUGCGCCUGAUGCAGAACAAGCUGAAGGAGGAAGAGAAGCGCCUGCUCCGGAGUGGAAGUAAUGAUGACUCGGACAUUGACACCCAGGAAGAUGAUGAAUCUGACAGUGAAUUGGAGGAGAGGCGGCUGUCCAAGCCGCGGCCGGCCAUGGAGGUGCUCAUGCAAGGAAGACCCAGCAAACGCAUCGUGGGCACAAUGCAGGGCGGAGACUCUGAUGACGACGAGGACUCCGAGGACAGUGAGAUUGACAUGGAGGGUGAUGAAGAAGACGACGAUUUGGAAGAUGAGAGCGUUGCUCUCUCGCCAGCUAAGCCCAUUCGAAGGGUCCGGAAGCCCGAGCCCCUGGAUGAGAGCGACAAUGACUUCUGACCCUUUUGCCCAAGGGACCAGACUGAUUAAAUCCCUCAGAUCUAUAUAGGUAAACGGGAAGUUGGAAGGUUAGGAAGGAAACCUAUUUUGUUCACUAAACUAGUUGGACUCAUUAAUGAAGCAACACCUAGUUGUUCUUUAGCCUCCACUGUGUUAUUCCACAGAGCUUCAAUAAGAACUGAAGUAAGCCCCAAAGAGAAUGUGUUUUUUUGCCUUAUUUAUGUCCUGAAACUUGGGGAAUGCAUGUGUUCUUAGAGAUGCACAUGCACGGGACAAACACCCAAGGAGAAAUAAG